GUGAUGUGAUGUUUGAAGUCGAGGUUGAAGCUUUCCGUUCCGGGCGUAAGCGACCGCUUUGAGUGGCCUGACUGGUUGGUUUGCUCCCGGUUGCUUCCCUGACGUCGCGACUUAGAUUGUUUGGGGUUUUAAUCUAUGGGGUUGACGUUUAAGGUAUCUUUUGGAGAUUGGGAUGUUUUGAUUAUGAUUACUUUAUUUUCCUUUUUACAUCUUAAGAUAUGAGGCGAGAGUUGUUUCUGAUCUGAAUUGAAUUGAAUUUCAUAUUGCCCCAGGCAUCUAUAGCGUUCUGCCUCAGGCAUGAAAAAUAUAUUUAACCCACGUGACGGGCGAGCAGACUUGCUGUUUGUCUCCGUCACUUCGGCCCUUCUCCACGACAUCAACAUAAUUCGCCAUGCUCCCCUCCGAGCCCAAGGUCAAACGUUCUUCGUCGUCGCUGCUGGAGCAGCCUAAUAUCCCCAAUCACAAGCGCAUAAAGCGCCCCUACCACCACCACCAUCGCUUGCAGGCGCCCGUUAACCCUGCGCUACCGGAGCCCGCCAUCACCGAUGACGCUUACGUCGACCACCUAAUGAACCGGUCUAUCGGGCAGGUUCUACGAGAUUCGGGUUUUGAUUUGGCCGAUCCAGCGGCGCUAGAGAGUUUUCGCAAUGCGGCGGAGGAGUAUCUGCUGAGGUUCGCGUCAUAUGUGCGCCAGUCGAUGCUGUCGUCCCGGCGCACCCAACCUGUCCCCCAUGAUUUCGAACACGCUUUGAAGAAACAUCGUGUGCGCGUAGACGAUCUCCUUCCCCAUGUGAAAACUCUACCGACUGCUGAGCCCGUUCUUACGACCUUGCCGAGCCCUCCGCUGGAAGAUGACGAUCCCUUCAAGACUCUGCCAUCCCUGGGCCCGCAACUGAGUGGCGAGGAUGACCGUGCCAGGAGCGCGUACAUCCCGCAGCAUUUCCCUGACUUCCCCAGUAAACAUACCUACCGACAUACCCCGGUAUUCACGGAGCGCGAGCAGGACCCGCGGAAGAUCCGGGAGCGUGCAACGGAGGAUGGACGGCAUGGCGAGGAGGCUUUGCGCAAGCUUGCACGUGCGGCGUUUAAGGAUAACCAGCUUGGUUCGUCGGGUCGGGAUAAGAAGCCGUGGGGUCGGAGGACGGAGACUAUGGAUAGUAUGUUUGAGAAGACGAUUAAAGGAAUUGCGAAGAAGAUGCAGAAAAACACGACGGUUUCGGGUGCUGCCGCUUCUAUGGAGGUUGACUCGGGCACUGCCGAUCAACCAUCGCGGAACAAGGUGUCGCUGAGCAUAGAGCUGCCGCCCAUCAUCAAUUGUGAGAGAGACCUCUGGCGUCGGACGACGACUGGAAAUCGCAGACCAGAAGAACGAUCUUCGGGUAACAAAGAAGCUCCGGAUAUUUCGCGGGUGGACAGCUGGGUGAGCACAUGAGCGAUGGAGGACGAAUAAAUCGGAAAUGGCGUCGGGCGUUUGACUUUUGUAUUAUAGUCGUAUUCGAGAAGAUACCCAUGGAGCAGUAUUUAAUAAGUAUUGAGCAGUCUAAGUCGAGAUGAGAACCAGUAGCACGAACGCCAACCCAACUCCGUAGCGAUGCAUGUCCGGCAGAUCCAUCAUUUGUCUUCCACUUUCGAGCUGCUCUUGACAGCCUUGCGCUUCGCCUCCUCCUCUAGACGGAUGGGCUCCCACGCUGUCGUCUCGAUCGUCAACCCGUUGCCAUACCGUCUGAACAGUCGCACCACCGGCUUGCAGACCACCACUCCGGGGGCAGGAAUCCCAUCCUGUGGCGGAUUACACGAGUAUUGCACCAUUUCGAGUAGCUUGCACUUCUCCAGCUCGACGGGACCGCCCUUGCGACGUCGCUCUUGGAAGUUUUUGCGCACGAUGCUGACGUGGUCGGGGAGGGCUUCGGCGGAGAAGAUGGGGACCAGGGGGGCCAUUGUUGAAUGAUUUCUUUUAUACUGGUGGGGGUUUGAAUGUUAUUGAAUCAGCGAGAGGAAUUGUUGUUUGUGAUUUUGCCGCGUGGGAGGAG
Aspergillus alliaceus is the source of this 2030-nucleotide messenger RNA. Its product is annotated as TBP-associated factor 8 family protein. NCBI's taxonomy places the organism in Eukaryota, Fungi, Ascomycota, Eurotiomycetes, Eurotiales, Aspergillaceae. Gene Ontology annotation, cellular component: transcription factor TFIID complex. Gene Ontology annotation, molecular function: protein heterodimerization activity. The transcript is spliced from 3 exons. The record is from RefSeq and is a predicted model, not a curated record. Bases 392 to 1432 code for a protein of 346 amino acids. Gene Ontology annotation, biological process: transcription initiation at RNA polymerase II promoter.